Molecule: messenger RNA, 1104 nt
Organism: Yarrowia lipolytica CLIB122
Lineage: Eukaryota; Fungi; Ascomycota; Dipodascomycetes; Dipodascales
Cellular component (GO): nucleus
Molecular function (GO): metal ion binding
Source: RefSeq, a predicted model, not a curated record
AUGUCAUCACAACAAAAGCUGAUAGAGGAAAUCGCGUCCCUCAGAGAUGCCCUGAGUGCCAACAAAGAGACUAGGUACAGCGGAGGGUCCCAGGAUACCCAAGGUGGUUACUAUAGAGGAAGAAGUGGAUAUGGAACCCACAGGGGCGGUUACAGAGGUCGAGGUGGCUACAGAGGAGCCUACAGAGGAGCUUACAGAGGAACUUAUGGAGGAAGCUACAGGGGGCGGGGCGGAUAUUCUGGUGGUGUGACGAAGUUUCAGAAUCAGACCUAUGUCCCUCCCGCUGUUGCUGCUGAGGCUGCCGCCAAGGCCGCCAGUGAAGUGCCCAAGGAAGUUGGAGGCAGACUUGAUGGACACUCUUCUUCCGGGAAUACCAUAGACCCUUCUGUUGCUGCCGCUGCUCUCAACUCUGCCUCUGCUUCAUCCUCUAAAACGAUAUCCCUCAGAGGUAUCCCUUUCACAGCCCGUGGUCAUGUUUUGUUGCGACCUCCUAGUGUGCCUCCGCAGGCGCUUCCUCGAUCGGUAGAGAAACGAAAAUUGAAAACCCUCGAGCCAUGUAAAUUCUUUACCAAAAGCGGCGUUUGCACGCGACCUAGGUGCAAGCGACAGCACACUCCAGGCCGAGUCGCCGCGUGCAAGUAUUAUUUGCGAGGCCAGUGUUCGACAUCGAAUUGCCCCCUCAGCCAUGAACCUAGCGCUCAUAAUUCUCCGAAUUGUAGGCACUUUGCUCAUGGUCUGUGCACUAACCAGAACUGUAGAUAUUCUCAUGUCAAGCACAAUGAUGACGCACCAUACUGCUUCUCCUUCAAUGAUAGUGGAUGGUGCGACCGCGGCAAAGAUUGCCCAGACCGCCACGACAUUAAGCCAGAGGGCGCCGUGUAUGGUGCUGUCGUCGAAGGCUCGGCUGUCCCUGCUACAGCCGAUCAACUGGAUGAUACCCAAGAUGUGGACUUGGAUAGGCUUGCUCUUAUGCUCGAUGACGAAGACGAGUCUGGAGAGAGGCAUGUCAGCGAUAGUGACGAUAGUGUCGAUGAAAUAUUGCAGCUUGGCAAAUAUCAGGAUGAUGGUGCCUUUGUAGCCGGCGACGACUUCGUGAAAUUUUAA